This is a messenger RNA of Mirounga angustirostris (Northern elephant seal), 4931 nucleotides long. It is a transcript of the gene IL12RB1, whose product is annotated as interleukin 12 receptor subunit beta 1. Gene Ontology annotation, biological process: cytokine-mediated signaling pathway. NCBI's taxonomy places the organism in Eukaryota, Metazoa, Chordata, Mammalia, Carnivora, Phocidae. Gene Ontology annotation, molecular function: cytokine binding; cytokine receptor activity. Gene Ontology annotation, cellular component: signaling receptor complex; external side of plasma membrane. The record is from RefSeq and is a predicted model, not a curated record.
AUGAUCCUCUGGAGGCAUCAGAAAGUUCUGGUUGAAUGAAUGAAAAAUGUUCUUAUUGGUGAAUGAUGCCUACAAAUGUGUUUGAUAAACAAACUAACAGAUUUUUGCCUUGCAAACUGCUAUUUACCCUUCAACAUUCUCCUUAGAUGCCCUCCGGGGGCAUUAGGGUCUCGUGGCCACUUGGAAAGAAGCUCAGCCCUCCUCGACUACAGGUCACUCACCCUGGAAGAAAGACGGAAACCGAGGGGGUGGGGAAAUUCUGUGGUCCCUCCUGUCACGAUUUCCAUUUCCGGGGGGCCCCUUUUAACCCAGUCCUUCCUGCCUCCCCCUCCCCUCAGCUAGUGAAGCAUCUGAAAGUGGGGCAGCCCUAGGGGCAUAUCCCAGCUGGGUUUCUGGGGCAGCAGGAAGGGGCCCAUAAAGGCACCCUGAGGGCUUCCUGGAGUAGGGGGCAAGUAGGCCACGGGCUUCCUGGAGUAGGGGGCAGGCAGGCCAAUCUGGGUGUGCAGAUUUGGCAUGGGGAAGGUGAAGUGUAGUGAACCUCGGGGCAAGCUUCAGAUCCCGACUGAUAAGGGUAGAAACACCACCUCACCUGCUCACACACCUGCUAUGGCUCCCCAGUGCCCUUGGGAGAAAGCCCAGCCCUUCAACCUGGCUCUUGAGGUCCUUGGCUGCCUUAGCACCUUCGUCUCUCCUGUGGAGCCCCAGACCUGCCAUGUUCAUCUUGAUGUUCCCCAAAGCAUCCCCUGAACUUUUGCUUCUGCUGUGCCCUCAGCCAGGAAUGCUCUUUCCAUAAAUGAGUUCAAGAGCCCCCUUCUCUGGGCAUCCCUCUGAACUCCCCCUUGGGACAUCCCCAGCCUCUGCCCCUCCCUGCACCCAGCCCUGAUGCCAAGGAGCUGGGGGCAUCUGUGUUCAGCUCUGCCCCCUCCUCCAUUUUUCUCCCUCCCUCAGUGUCUUUCCAGUAGCUGCUCUGACUUUGGGGGGGGGCUGGGAAAGAGCUGCUAAGGCCACUGGGGGCCCCCCAAAAUGAUUAAUUAUACCGGCUGCCUGGUGGGCAUUACCUGCCAGGAGCCCAGCCCUCCUUUAUCCUCACGAUCGCCUAUUUUGCAGAUGGGGUAGCUGAGGCCUGGAGGGGCCAACCUUGGUGGUGGGGCAGCCCUGGGGCAUGAGCCUUACUCCCGAGAUGCAAAGCUCAGCCUCGCUGGGGAGGAGGGGGGAGCCCUCUGUCUGAAUCCAUCUCUUCAUGUGCAGCUGGGGACUCGAGGGGUCUGGGCACUUCAGGGCUCAGUUUCUCCAUCUGUGAAAUGGGACACAUAGAUGGUGUCUCUUGGGGUAGGGGUCUCAGGAUCUUCGAGAGGAGGCCAAGGGUUUGGCCCUAUCUCUAACCAUCUCUUCCAUUUUUCUUUAUGUUUCUCUCAAUCUGUCUCUAUCUCUGUCUCUGUCUCUCUCUCUCUGUCUCUGCCCUUCCCCCAGGCCUCACACACCAGUUCUGCAGCCCACUCCACCCUCUGGCCUGGCCUGGGCCCUACUCCCAGUCAAGGCUGCUCUGUGCAGGGUCACGGGGUCCCCGUCCCCACUGUGCCAGGCCUGGGACACUGCCUCUUUGUUCCCAUGGCUCUGACCUCAUGGCCUUCUGGGCGCCUGACCCUGACUGGCCCAGCUGCCCCCGGGGACAGGGCUCCUCUGAGACUGGGCUUUCUCCCAGCCCACCUGAGCCCCAGUCCCCAGAUGCUCUUCCAGAAGAGACCCCCACCAUGCUCCUCAGUCCCCUUGUGCUCCAUGAACAUUUUCUUACAGGUGAAAAUCACAUAAAAUUAACCAUUUAAAAAGCUACAAUACAGUGGCAUUUAGAACUUUGACUAUGUUCUGCAACCAUCACCUCUGUCCAGUUCCAGAACAUUCUCAUCACCCCAAAGGGACACUCGUUCCCAUUAGCAGUCACUCCCCAACCCCCAUCUGCCACCCCCUGGCAACCACUCAUCUUUCCGUCUCUUUGAAUUUGCCGGUUCUUGACAUUUCAUGUACCUGGGAUCGUACAACAUGUGAGCUGUUGUGUCUCGCUUCUCUCACUCAGCAUGACGUUUUUGAGGUUCAUCCACUUUGUAGCAUGAAUCAGUCCUUCUCCAUGGACAUUUUGGGCCUUUGUAGAAAGUGGGGAGAAAGAUUCAGAAACUGAGACAGCCAGAUGCCAAGAAACAGAUGCAGAGAAGAGACAAAGCUUAGUCUGAAGGAAGCAAAGGGGCUCUUCAGGAGCUGGGACCCAGGGUGCCCUGGGGCUGGAGUUUGGGAAACGGGGAAGGGGGCAUUUGGGGAGGGGGCAGUGGAGAGCAAACACUUCAUAACGAUUUGUUGGGAGAGUGAACGCAGACAUAGGAGAACACCGGGCUCCCAUUUGGUACCUAAGUCUCAGAAGUCAGCUAGAGAGGGCUGGAGACCAAGGCAAGGGCUCAGAGCAACAGGCUACUCAUGGGGCUGGCACCUUCUGUCCAGCUAGGGCUUGGGCCAGCAGAAUAGACCCCCAGAUCUGUGGCCCUGGGUCAGACUUGCCCCACGGGUGGGUUUGUGGCCGGGAUGAGGCCACCACCACCGAGCUGACUUCCUGGGUUUCUCUUUCAGUUUGACUUGCGCCAGGAGGGGCCAUGAUACCUAACUUUUUUUUUUUUUUUUAGUCUUUUAAGUCUUCUUUCUUACUCAGCUUCAACAUGUUCAGGGGCGAGGACGGGGUGGCUGGCAGAAGUUCAUCUGGUCCUGCAGGCCACUGCGUGGGCUCAAUGGAGCAGGCGUGGGCCAGGCUGGUCCCCCUCCUUCUGCUCCUGCUCCUAGGGCGAGGCGCUGAAGCCUGCAGUACCAGUGGGUGCUGUUUUCAGGACCCGCCGUAUCCGGAUGCAGACUCAGGCUCGGCUUCAGGCCCCAAGGACCUGACCUGCUACCGGAUAGUCAGCGCUGGUUAUGAAUGUUCCUGGAAGUAUGAGGGCCCCACGGCUGGGGUCAGCCACUUCCUGAGGUGCUGCCUCAAGUCCGAGCACUGCUGCUACUUUGCUGCGGGCUCAGCCACCAGCCUGCAGUUCUCUGACCAGGACGGCGUAGCUGUGCUCCAGCUUGUCACGCUCUGGGUGGAAUCUCGAGCCGAGAACCAGACGCAGAAGUCGCCUAAGAUCACCCUGAAGCUUCAUAGCGCAGUUAAAUAUGACCCUCCGUCAGCCAGAGACAUCACCGUGUCUGGGUCCGCGGGGCAGGUGCUCUUGAAGUGGGAGACCCCAGCCCGCCAGGAUGGCGCCGAGGUGCAGUUCCGGCACAGGACAGCCGGCAGCCUGUGGAAGUUGGGCAACUGCGGACGUCAGGAGGAUGCUGGCUUCGAGUCCUGCCUCUGCCCCCUGUGGACGGAUGCAGCCCAGGAAUUCCAGCUACGCAGGCGGCGACUCAGGCCGGGAGCCCCAGGAGACCCCUGGAGCAGCUGGAGCAGCCCCGUGUGUGUCCCCCCUGAACAUCCCCCAAAGCCCACCUUGAAGUUCUCGGUGGAGGCGCUCCGUCCACAUGGGAGGAGGCAGGUCACCCUGCACGGGCAGCUGCCCCAGCUUGAGCUUCCAGAAGGCUGCCUCGGGUCCAACUCUGGCGGGGAGGUGACCUACCGUGCCCGCCUGCACAUGCUGUCCUGCACGUGUAAGACCAAGUCCACAAUGACCUUUCAGCUGAGGAAACCGCUCAAUCUCUCUGGCGCGGCCUAUGACCUGGCUGUUGUUUCCCAGAAUCGCUUCGGCCCCGGCCCCAACCAGACGUGGCACAUUCCUGCCCAAACCCACACCCACACAGAACCAGGGGCUCUGAAUAUCAGUGUGGGAGCCGAUGGGACCACCAUGCACUGGCCAGCCCAGGCCGGGGCCAAGGCAUAUUGCAUUGAGUGGCAGCCCCAGGGCCAGGACAGGAACCUUACCAACUGCGCACUGACUCCGCCCCAGGACCCGGACCCUACCGGCAUGGCAACCUACAGCUGGAGCAGAGGACCUAUGGAGCAGAAGGUGUGUUACCACAUCACGAUCUUUGCCUCUCCACGCCCAGAGAAGCCCAUCUCGUGGUCCACAGUCUUGUCCACCUAUCACUUUGGGGGCGAUGCCUCGGGGGCCGGACGCCCACAACACGUGUUGGUGAAGAAGCUCAGCCAGGACUCCGUGUCUGUGGACUGGACACCAUCCCCGCUGAGCACUUGCCCGGGGGUCCUGAAGGAGUACGUCGUGCGCUUCCAGGAUGAGGAGGGCAACCUCAUGUCUGAGCUGCCCGUGAAGCCCACAGAGACCCAGGUCACCCUUGGUGGCCUUCGGGCUGGCACAGCCUACACCGUGCAGGUUCGAGCAGACACAGCGACACUGCAGGGCGCCUGGAGUCAACCCCAGCCAUUCAGCAUCGAAGUCCAGGUUUCCCGGUUGUUCGAUUUGUCCAUACUCCUCGUAUCUCUGGGGAGCUUCGCCAGCAUCCUUCUCCUGGGCGUCGUUGGGUACCUCAGCCUGAACAGGGCUGUGCGGCACCUGUGCCCACCCCUGCCCACACCCUGCGCCAGCACUGUGGUCGAGUUCCCUAGCAGCCAGGGCAAGCAGGCUUGGCAGUGGGCAAGCCCCGCAGACUUCCCAGAGGAGGUGUCCCUGAAAGAGGCCUUGGUGGUGAACACGUCCUGGGAAAAAGGUGAGGGAACUGACCUGGACACACCUGCUGGGGAGGUGAAGACAGAGCUCCUUCGGGGCACUCCUGAACUGGCUUUGGACACAGAGCUGCCCCUGGAGGACGGAGACAGGUGCAAAGCCACCCUGAGACUCUGGCUCUGGGGCCAGGCAGGCAGGAGGGUCUGGAGGGCAACCCUGCCCAGGUGGCUGGACUCUCACUGCCCUUGGGAGACCUGAUACAGACCCCCAUAUUCAGGGGCCCUUCGCACGUGGGCCUGGAGG